Messenger RNA from Varroa destructor (honeybee mite), 1721 nucleotides. RefSeq lists its product as uncharacterized. NCBI's taxonomy places the organism in Eukaryota, Metazoa, Arthropoda, Arachnida, Mesostigmata, Varroidae. The record is from RefSeq and is a predicted model, not a curated record.
AGUUACAGCCAGUACAACAAGUACUUGAGUCGAGUUAAUCCAGCGAAGGACGACAGUGCCCGAUUAGACGCCGUCACAAGCGAAGUGGAAGUAGGCAAUAAACAACCGGUAGUUACUGGAGCUUGAGAGGAAAGAUCAUCAAAACGACUGCCGUCAACAGUAUUGUCAACGUUGUCAACAAAAACUACUUGACCAUCGUCGAUACCAACAUGGUGAAGGUUUACCCUAUGACGAAAAUUUUUUUUUAUUAAAGGAUUGCACCGAAUUCGUUGCUUCCAGAACCACUUACGCGGUUCGUUGUCGAACAAUAUCGCCCCGCAGUUAGAAUGUUUCGCAGGCCGUAACGAAAAAGUGUUUCCUAGCUUAAUUCGCUGUGUCCAACAUCUGUACAGCGGCUCCGCUGGUCCGCAGCGGCAUUGCGGAUCUUAGCUUUCCAAACACUUUCCACUAGAAAUCGUUUCAAUCAGCUACGAAAAUUUCGGUAAUUAAGGGUUCGUACUUACCCAGUUUACAGAACAGAUCGACGUGGUAUACAUCAGGAAGGAAGAGCGUCCAAAGAAACAUCAUAUUCUGCUCAAUUCGCAGUUGAAUUUGAAGAAUUUCAAGCCAACAAAUGAUAACUUCGUGAUUCUUUCCUACCUUAUUUCUACGGUCAUCUUCUUAAGAAACAUCAUCUUGGUAAUAAUGGUAUUCACGUGUUUCUGUCCGCGUGACAAAGACGAAUCGUCAGUUCCGCCGAUUCAGACGGCACCUAUGCCGACGUAUCAGCCGCCGUCGGUGACAGCAGACACCAUGAACAACCAGCCAAUGGCUCUGCAGCAGCAGCAGUCAUUCCAAAACCCUCACAGCAACCCCCACCCGUUCGCACCCUCUACAUACGGGCCAGGGUCUGUUGUACCCACUGGGCAAUAUUCAGCUGACCUAUACCCUCCAGGGCAGUAUCCAUUUGCAGCGCAGUUUUCACCCCCAGGACCGCAUUUACCAAGACAAUAUCCAUCAGGACAGUACCCAUUUUUUAGCCCAUAUCCACCUGCUGGACCCUACUCUCCUCCAGGCUCUUAUCCUCCUGCCGCCCCGUAUACGGUAACGGGCCAGAUUGCUUCAGGAGCUCCUGUUCCCGUAAUGCAACAACCAAACAGAUCAGGCGGGGGCUUAGGUAGUGUGGGCACGUUUGCGGUAGGGGCUGCCGCAGGAGGCCUGGCAGGCUAUGCCAUCAACUCGAUGGUUCACUCAGUAGAUCACGGUAACAAUGAAGAGAACCGCAGCGAUACAGCUGACCACGAGACCACGGCAACGGCAAAAGUCGAACCGCAAAGGGACAUUGACGUGAUUCAGGAAUACCCCAACAGAGGAGGCAUGUAUGGCGAAGUUGAGUCCGCGUACCAACAGCCGACGUAUCCUAGUGAACAAACCACCCACAGUCCACCCCCCGGUGCCUACCAAGAGCCUUCGCACGAUUCGGGUGACUUUGGCGGAGAUGAUAUCAGCGGCGAUUGUGUCGGUGAAGGCGACUCCGUCUAGCCGAUAGCGGUUGACGUAAUCAUCAAAGAAAUCAACCUAAGGCAGUUAGACCGAAAGGAAAAAGGAGAGCGAGAAAGGAAAGCAAAGGUACUAUAACGUGACGUUUAUGAGGAUUGUUAUGAUAAUAUCUGUAAGUACUGUAAUGCAAUUGCAACAGCUCCUACGAGAUUACAUUUUAUUAAAGUCUGCGUCUUAUAUUU